AUGUCGGACGUUGAGGACGAGCAUAUGGAGGGAGAGGAGCAAGACGAAAAUGACGUUCCUGAGCAGAACGAAGCCAAGGAAGAUCAGGCACUUUCUCCACGAUCCAGCGGCCCACCAGGAUCUGCACUGAAGAGUCCAACACCUGGCCGAACCGCCGGCUUCAGUGUGCCGCAGACUGUUCUUCGAAAGUCAGUGGUUAUCAACGGUUGUUUUUAG
This is a messenger RNA of Haemonchus placei, 216 nucleotides long. The record is from the annotation of a GenBank genome assembly. Lineage: Eukaryota; Metazoa; Nematoda; Chromadorea; Rhabditida; Trichostrongylidae.